AUGAAUCUUAAUCCCGCAGUUGUUAUGGAUAAUGGUACCGGUUUAACUAAAUUAGGUUUUGCCGGUAAUGAUUCCCCAUCUUGGAUCUUCCCAACUGCUAUUGCUACUGCUUCACCAUCAGGAAAUAAGAAAACUGGCUCUUCAGCUACUUCUUCAUCUGUAUCAGGCUCUGGAACUAAUGGUAGCAAUGGUUCUAGCAACCCAUACUUUGGUAAUUCUACUUCAGCUACCAACUUUGGUGGUUUGACCGGGGGUAAGAUGUUAUUAUCCAAUAAUUUAGCCGGUAAAAGAGGUACCGAAGAUUUAGAUUUUUAUAUUGGUAACGAAGCUUUGGUUGCUGCCCAAUCUCCAAGCUAUUCACUAAGUUAUCCAAUCAGACAUGGUCAAGUCGAGAACUGGGACCACAUGGAAAGGUUUUGGGAAAACUCCAUCUUCAAAUAUUUAAGGACUGAGCCAGAAGAUCAUUACUUUCUACUGACUGAACCCCCAUUAAAUCCACCAGAAAAUAGAGAGCAGGUUGCUGAAAUUUUUUUUGAAUCUUUUAAUUGCGCAGGUCUUUAUAUUGCUGUCCAAGCGGUGCUAGCUUUAGCAGCUUCUUGGACUUCUUCAAAAGUUAUAGAUAGAUCUUUGACAGGUACUGUUAUCGAUUCUGGUGAUGGUGUAACUCAUGUUAUUCCGGUUGCAGAAGGUUAUGUUAUCGGGUCUGCCAUUAAGAACAUCCCAAUUGCCGGUAGAGAUAUUACUGAAUUUAUUCAAUCAUUAUUAAGAGAACGUGGCGAAGCUGAUACAUCUUUAAGAACUGCUGAGCGUAUUAAACAAGAAUAUUGUUAUGUUUGUCCUGAUAUCGUUAAAGAAUUUAAUAAGUUUGAUAGACAACCUGAAAAGUUUGCACAAUUUAUUGUAGAAUCACAAGAAAAGACAAAGCAGAAAGUCGUUGAUGUUGGUUAUGAAAGAUUUUUGGCACCUGAAAUUUUCUUCAAUCCAGAAAUUGCUUCAUCAGACUACUUAACUCCAUUGCCAACUGUUGUUGACCAAACAAUUCAAGCAUGUCCAAUUGAUGUCCGUAAAGGUUUAUAUAACAAUAUUGUAUUGUCUGGUGGUUCUACAAUGUUUAAAGAUUUCAGUCGUCGUUUACAAAGAGAUAUGAAAUCUAUCGUUAAUGCUAGAAUUUCUCAAAAUGAAAAAAUGACAGGUGUUAAAUCUUCUGGUGUUGAUGUGCAAGUUAUUUCCCAUAGAAAACAAAGAAAUGCAGUAUGGUUUGGUGGUUCGCUAUUGGCACAAACUGCUGAAUUCAGAGGCUACUGCCACACAAAGAGAGAUUAUGAAGAAAUUGGUCCGGAAAUUGUCAGAAAUUUCAGUCUUUUCAAUGUUAUGUAA
Molecule: messenger RNA, 1377 nt
Organism: Henningerozyma blattae CBS 6284
Lineage: Eukaryota; Fungi; Ascomycota; Saccharomycetes; Saccharomycetales; Saccharomycetaceae
Gene: ARP3
Product: actin-related protein 3
Exons: 1
Coding region: 1-1377 (458 amino acids)
Biological process (GO): Arp2/3 complex-mediated actin nucleation
Cellular component (GO): Arp2/3 protein complex; actin cortical patch
Molecular function (GO): actin filament binding
Source: RefSeq, a predicted model, not a curated record